Messenger RNA from Panicum hallii, 1391 nucleotides. Its product is annotated as transcription factor IBH1-like 1. The record is from RefSeq and is a predicted model, not a curated record. Gene Ontology annotation, biological process: regulation of DNA-templated transcription. Lineage: Eukaryota; Viridiplantae; Streptophyta; Magnoliopsida; Poales; Poaceae. The coding region runs from base 49 to 888 and encodes 279 amino acids. Gene Ontology annotation, molecular function: protein dimerization activity. The transcript has 2 exons.
CGAUGAUCGCAGAGGUUAGCUAGACGGGAUCCAUGGGAGAUUACUCGCAUGUGCUGUCUCGGCUCCCAGCCACACGCCGUACGUGCUCCAGCGAGGCCGCACGACGCGACGUGCCGGCCGGCCGCCGAGGCACGGCCGCACAGCAGGCGGACAGCACGUAUAUAUAUAACAGCCAUGGAGACCCUUCGAGCUGCUACCAUCAGUCUACCAGCGUUCAGGGCUAGUCGGCUAGCACAUUGCUUGCAUCUCUUGCUUCUCAGGCAACAAAGCCAAGGAAGAAACAUGCGAGGCCCUAGCGCUGCUAGCGCCGCGGACAAAGGCACCGUGGCCACCUUCAAGCGAGACCUGCUCAGGAACCUGCUGGUGGGCCUCCGGGCGCGCGCGGAGGCGUGCUCCUUCGACGCCAUGAGCCUCCAGGAGCGGAAGCGCGCCGUCAAGUGCUCCGCCGACGAGGCCAUGGCUGCAGCGCGCGAAGCAGCGCCCGGCGGCGCCCGCGCGAGGUGGACCAAGGCCGUCCUAGCGGCGGCGGCCGCCUCUUCCAGUUCCAGCCCCGGUGCCACAUGCAAGGCGAGGAGGAGCAGGUGCAAGAGGGUGGUCAGGAGGUGCGUCGGCGCGAAGAGGAUGGGGAGAGGCUGCUACGCUGCUGCAAAGAAUGCGGCGGCGGCGAGCACCGACGUCGCGAGGAGGCUGGUGAGGAGGCGGACCAUGGCGCUCAGGAAGGUGAUUCCCGGAGGGGACGCCGCCAGGGACGAGGCCGCGCUGAUCCGCGAGGCCAUGGAUUACGUCGUCCACCUGCGCGCCCAGGUCGACGUGCUCCGCCGCGUCUCGGCGGCCGUGCAGCGAUCCACCAUCCUCCGGGAUCCUGCUCAAAGUACGGGAGAAUCGUAGUGACUAUUCUUGCUUCAGAAGAUCGACAAGGGAUGUGUAUCGAUUGGAAGGAAGAUCAUGGCGUCACGGGUGAUCUGACGGUGAUGAGAAUGCAGAUCUCUGAGCUCGUGCUAGUGGUCAGGAAUUGAUCAGGAGCUUGUCUUUGCUCCAUUAUUGGGAGAUGAGUGUGGGGAGCUUGUAAGGUAGCUAGACAGCUACUGUUGUACGUGGAGGAAAGGGACGUGCUAUUGUAGACCAACAGAGAAAUGGGCGCCAAUUUAGUCUCACUUGUGGCCACUCAUUGCCCUGAAAAAAAUUGAAAGAAAAAAUGCAGAGAGGAAAACACCUAAAAGAUGAUUGACCAGUGGCUAAUCUUUUGCCUGAAUCCUCCAUGCAUGUGUGGUUUACGCUGAAGUUCAGUUGUUUUCAGCAAUGUCGAUUUUAGCUUUUGCAGAGUUUGGACAAGUUUUUCAGCGAUGUUUGUUUUACAUGUAGAAUGAUGCCGUUCUGUAAUGUUGAUGAAA